UCCCACUCAGCCAUAAAUUCCAAAUUAAACUUUCUACCCGGCUGCCCUAUAUAUUAACCCUUUCAGGCCUUAGAUUUUCCGCCGAUUUUUCCACACCGAAGCAAAUUAACGUUUCGAUCUCCGGCCAUGAAGAUGUUCUCGGCCAGGUUCUUUUUCAUUCUUUUAAUGAUUCCGGUCCUAGUCGUCUCCGCCGCUGAAGACUGCAGUGGUGACUCCGGUUACGACGGACGGGACCGGGUCGAGGCCUCCAAGUUUAAGGCCAUAGCCGCUAUUGGGAUUCUUGUAGCCGGGAUACUGGGUGUCUUUUUCCCGAACAUCGGGAAGAAAUUCCCGAUGUUCCGCACCGACAGCAACAUGUUCUUCCUCGUGAAGGCAUUUGCUGCCGGCGUGAUCCUAGCCACCGGUUUCAUCCACGUGCUCCCGGACGCUUUCGAGACCCUCGGCAGCCCUUGCCUGCCGGAGAAGCCCUGGAGCAAAUUCCCCUUCCCCGCCUUCGUGGCGAUGGUGGCCGCCUUAUGCACGAUGAUGGUGGACUUGUUCGCGACGAGCUAUUUCCGGAAAGCCCAAUUGGACAACAAGCCCAAGCCCGUUGACGAAGAAAGCCCGGCCCAGCCUCAUGCGCAAGUGCCCAUUCACACGCACGCGACCCAUGGGCAUGCUCACGGUUCGGUUGAGCCUUACAGCGGCUCUGAUCUAACACGGCGGCGCGUCAUCUCACUGGUUCUAGAGAUUGGGAUUAUUGUUCACUCAAUAAUUAUUGGGAUAUCUUUGGGGGCAUCUGUGGACGUUGACACAAUUAAGCCCCUACUAAUAGCUUUGACUUUCCAUCAACUCUUUGAAGGCAUGGGACUCGGCGGGUGCAUUGCUGAGGCACAAUACGCAGCACGUGCCACAAUAUUAAUGGCAAUAUUCUUUUGCUUUACAACUCCAAUCGGAAUAGCAAUUGGGUUUGGGAUUUCAGGUAUCUACAACGAAAAUAGCCCAACGGCCUUAAUUGUGGAGGGCUUGUUAAACUCAACCUCGGCUGGGAUUCUGAUAUACAUGGCCCUUGUAGACCUCAUUGCAGCAGAUUUUAUGAGUGACAGGCUUCAACGCAAUUUAAAGCUUCAAAUUGGAGCUAAUAUAUCACUUCUACUAGGAGCAGGCUUAAUGUCACUCUUAGCCAUUUGGGCAUAAUCAUUAGUAUAUAUACAAGAUUAUGAGAAAAUUAACAUCUUCUCUCUACAUGAUAUAAGAAUAAUUGUAAUUAUGAGAAAUCAAAAACUUACAUCUUGUGAUAAAAAGAGCAUUUUGGAUAGAAUUAGUUAGACUCUUUUUGUGACGUUGGAUAUAAUUAGCUUUUACGUUAAGUGAUACUCAUGUAAUUUCCAUGUGUAUGUUUGUGUUUUUAGUUAAGUUUGUUGUUUGAUAAUUUGGAAAUUAUACACUUUUGGUGUAAUAGUUAUGUUUGUGAAAUAUUUGUAAUUUGUUUAGAUUAGGUCUAUUCUUAGCUAAAACAGGUCCAAGAUUAAUC
Cuscuta europaea is the source of this 1513-nucleotide messenger RNA. The record is from the annotation of a GenBank genome assembly. Lineage: Eukaryota; Viridiplantae; Streptophyta; Magnoliopsida; Solanales; Convolvulaceae.